CCUCCCUGUCUGUCUGUCCGGGACUCUGGCCGUCGCCGCGGGCCUGUGCGGUGCAGUGCGGUGCGGUGCAGUGCAGUGUGGAUCAAUGUUCUCCCUGGGGGAGGGCUUCUCUGUGUGGAGCGACUUCUCGGGUUGGCGCCCGCUGCUGCUCGUCAUGCUGCUGGUGGUCGGGGCCUUCAUCGUGGCCUUCGUGCUGCUCUUGUACAUGGUGUCGCCGCUCAUCAGCCCCAGGCCGCUGAAACUGAACGGGGCCCACGUCGUGGUGACUGGAGGAUCCAGUGGUAUUGGAAAAUGCAUUGCCAUAGAGUGCUUCAAGCAUGGUGCUUUUAUAACCUUGGUGGCUCGGGAUGAGGGCAAACUUCUGCGGGCAAAGAAGGAAAUCGAAAAACAUUCAAUUAAUGACAAGCAGGUGGUGCUGUGCAUUUCUGUCGACAUAUCAAAAGACUAUGGCCAAGUCGCAAGUGUAAUCAAACAAGCCCAGGAGAAACUAGGACCUGUGGACAUGCUCAUCAACUGUGCUGGGAAAUCAGUUGCUGCGAAGUUUGAAGAUAUUGAAGUUGGCUUAUUCAGGAGGUUAAUGGAGACCAAUUAUCUAGGCAGCAUUUAUCCUACAAGGGCGGUCAUUCACACCAUGAAGGAGAGGCGGCUGGGAAGAAUUGUGUUUGUAUCUUCCCAGGCAGGACAAGUGGGAUUAUUUGGAUACACUGCUUAUUCUCCUUCCAAAUUUGCUCUGCGUGGAUUAGCAGAAUCGCUGCAAAUGGAGGUAAAGUCUUACAACAUCUACAUCACAGUUGCGUACCCUCCAGACACGGACACGCCUGGCUUUCAAGAAGAGAAUAAAGACAAGCCUUUGGAGACCAAAUUGAUCUCUGAAACAUCAGGAUUAUGUCAGCCAGACCAAGUGGCAAAAAUUAUUGUAAAUGAUGCUGUGCAAGGAAAUUUUAACAGCUCGAUUGGUCCCGAUGGGUAUAUGUUGUCUGCACUCACCUGUGGUAUGUCACCCGUCACUAGUAUUACAGAAGGGCUCCAGCAGAUCGUUACCAUGGGCCUUUUCCGCACGAUCGCCCUGUUUUACUUGGGGAGCUUUGACAGCAUUGUGCGCCGUUGUAUGAUGCAGCAAGGAAAGUGUGCAGAUGUGGAAAAGAAAGAUUAAUCGUAAUCUAGGGGGUGUCCAGGAACAGACUUUGGGAGAUAAAUGGUUGAGAGAAGUUUGAUGGACAGGAGUUUUACUCCUUGCCCUGCAGGCCUUUAUGUUGCUUAGUUGACAUUGGACCUUGGGGCAAGGGAAGACUUCCACAUGCAAGUUAACUAUAUGUUGCCAAGAUGAUUCUGGUGUUGCCUAGAAUGGGAAUUGCAAUAUAACAUAACCUGGAUGGAUGUGGAGGGCAGCAAGUCAUGUAUGCACAAGAGUAUAAUCUCAAUUAUAUUAUUUUGUGUAUUGUUGAUAUUCUAUUUUUGUCAUCAACACUUUCCCCUUCGUUCAAAUUAAAGAGGAAAGUCCUGCUAUUUCAUCAUCUGUCACUCUUGGCUUCUGGUAUGUUACUGGUUUUCAGAGAAAUUAAAUACGUCAAUGUUUCCGUUUCUAUUCAAAUAGCCUGUGUUAGCUUUUGCUUCAGGACCUCCCAUCAUUAAAACUAAAUAAUUUAUUUUAAAAUAAUCCCAGCUUGGUUUGCUAGAGCUGAGGAGGGAAAAGAGUCUGCUAAAUGCAAGCUAUUUUUCAACAACCUAGUUCUGGUGUUGCCUGGAAACUCAAUUACAAAAUAUAGAGUUGGCAUAGUUGUGGAAAUAAGUACAGUAAAUCAUUAGUAGAAGACAAAAGUUUUUUUUGGGUGGGUGACUAGUGCACCGAGUUACCAUUGUUUUCAAACAAGGAACCAGGUCAAAACAGAGUUCCUUAAGAUUCAUAGCCCUACGCCACAAAGUGAAGAGUUAAUGAUUUGGGUUUGAAAUGAAGGUUCAGUUAUAUAAGCAGGAGUACAUUAAUACUUUAUAUUGGUUAGUUAUCUGUCAAGAGAGCUCAACUCUAAUUCAGUGUUGCAUUACUUCACUCUGGGCUGCUGGAUAAGUAACGUUUCCUCUGUGUGCAUUCAUGUGUUCAUUGGUGAAUUUGUUUAAUGGUUAGACCACCAGCAGCCUUCUAAUCCUAAUACAUUCACAUUCAGAAGUUUCCUUUUUUUGUAUUCGUAUAAAUACAACAAAAUGUUUGUGCAAAAAUUAUUUUAAAAAAAAACUCAUGCCAUAAUUUAUGGAACAGGAAGAUUUUUGGGGUGUUUCACUUUUCAUUCUACAAUUGUUUAUUUAAACCUGAGUUCAAUUGUAAGGAUUGUGCCAGUUUAACAGCUUUAUCAUAGGUCCUAGGACAUACAUUUGGGUCCUAAUUUGUGAGAUUCAGAAAACAGUCUAUAAAUAGUGAAUUUCAGGUGUGAAGUAGCUGACCCUCAGGAGCUCAGCUCAGAUGCCAAUCUCAGUGGUUGACUUCUGUGAAGUUGGCGUCUGAGCAAGAAUUAGGCCUGGCACAUCCGAGAUUCACCUAUUGCAAAUCUCUCAAAUCAGCACUCUGCUUCUUUCAUGAGCAGGAAUGGAAUGUGCAUGUGUGAUCUCAUUUUAUUUAGCAUUUGUACACAAUGCCUUUGGAGUUGAAGUGACAAAAGAUUUAACUCUGACUAGUUCUGCGAUUUGAUGAAAUGGCCUUGCUGAACACAGUGAUCUGAAUAAACCGGAAUUUCACAGCUGGCUGCAACACUAGUUGCGUAAGAAAACUGAUAAUUUCUGUGAUUUAUUGCGUGGGUUUGCUCCAGAAACAUUUCUUGGAGAAACGGGGGACGGACGGAAAAGUACUGUCAUGAGAUUACGGGAAAUGAGUCAAAGUUGCUAAAUAAUUUCAUCACAUAAUAAUAAUUACUAAUUGUAACUUGUAGUUAUAUUUUUCAGGUACCUACAAAAGGGGACCAGUUCUUUCUGAAAUAUCGUCAUAUAAUUCCUGAAGUCCUCCUGUAGAUGUAGUUGCUCUCUCUUCUCUUUUGGCUCCCCGAUAGUUAAAGGAGGGAAUUCUAGAAUAUAAUCAAAGUACUUUGAUUAUUGAAAUAAGCUGAAUCUGUUUCUAGAGAGAUCGAUUGGCACAGUCCUAACGUGAAUUAUUGUUUUCAGUGAUGUGUCUUUUUGUCAUGUAAAACAUGUGCAUUUCUGGUUAAUACAUUGCACCUUAACGAGAAUGAUUUAUAUGAUUUUUAUUGAAAAGAAAAAAUACUGCAAAAUAUGUAACUUAUACGCAGCUAAAGAAAAUAGCAAAUAUCACGCAAGUGUGACGAAAAUGGGAUAUGAACACAUCAUGAGAAAAUCCUAAAGGAUUUUUUAAAAACUGACUUACAGAAGAACAAUGUUCUAGCUUUCAAAAAGCUGUUUUUUUCUAGGAAAGUUCACUGAUUACAGGCGCUCAAUAGAAUAAAUAUUUCAUUUUUUUGGUUUGCUUCAGUUAUAAGUUCUGAGAUGGUCAUUAACCUCUUGAUUUUGAUACUGUGGUUUCAGUGUGUAAAACCAAUGUAGAAAGCCAUGUCAACUAGACAUGAGUGAUUACUGUGUGGACCCAAAUACCCAGUGGAUGACUGGUUAUAAUCUUAGAUCCUGCUUUUUCAACUAUACCUGGCAUGUCUAAAUGAUUUUAUUUUCGAGGUGUGCAAAAUGCUGAAAUAACCCAGUUUAAAUGGGUCUAUUCUUUUCCCUCAAAUCCUAUUGGCUAUGUCAAUGGCUGGAAAUUCAAGAAAAACUGCCUCACCUUUUUCUGAAACAACAAUUCGAAUAACUUCUUCUAGGUGUGUGUAUUUUUUUUAAGCAAACAUUACAACAAUUAGUUAAUUUAUCAUCCCAGUUUCCCAAGAUAUGUGACUGGAUUUCCCACCAUUGGGAUUUAAUGUGGCUAAAGUUGAACUUUCUUCUACAGGUUCCCGGGGGGAGCAAUUUUCACUCACUAUUUUCUGUGUCACUGCAUGAUCAGGAUAUCUUGUGCUUAUGCUGUUUGUCCAAAACAAGAAGCAAAAUUGCUGUGUCCUAGAAAAGUCCAGUAAAUAUCCAGUUAGAUAAAUUGCUGUUGAUCGAGAGUAGUGGGGGUUUCCAGUUCUUUUAUUGUAAAGUUAGUGACUGUAGCUGCUAUUUUAUAUAAUGCCAAAUAGCAUUCAAUUUCACACUAAUUGCAAUUCUUGUUGGAAUGGUAUUACAUGCAAUAUCAAACCCAUAAAAUUUAUUGCAUUGUCUUUGAUCUCUCAAAUAAUUAUUCUAGCCUCCUUUGUGAUACACUCCUUUUGUUUCUGUUUCAGUUAUUGGAUCCUAUUCUCAUACUUUACCAAUACUUUAAUCCUUUUUAUAUGCUCCGCCUUAAAUGUGUUUUUUUUCGUUGAAUCUUAUCUAAAUUAUUGAGAAGCCCCUACCAUGUCAUUUGCUUAACGUUUUGCAAGAGCCAACUGCCUUUCCUAGAAUAAUUGAUCCUCUCCCCCCCUCCCACCCUCUAACUUGUACUGGAAUACAAUCCUUGUGUACUUCAAACCAAAUAGACAUUUAAUCAAGUAGCUGAUUGACAUGUACCAAGAAUCCCUAUCAGAGUUCACCAUGGUACUGUACUGGCACAAUAAUAUGCAAGAUGCUAAAUCCGCCCAUUUAUCAGAAAAUAGUCCAGGGAAGUGUUCAUUUUUGGAUUAUAAUUUUCUUCCAAUUCCCAGCCAAGCCUCUCAACACUUAAUAUAUUUGAGAUUUUUCUUCCCUCAACAGUCUGCUUUUCUCAGAGGUUAAAUUCAUUUUAUUUGUAAUGAUUGUCAGCUUUUGGUUAUAUACUGCACACUGCAGGCUCUGUUAUGUGUGUGUGUGUAUAUAUAUGUGUGUGUCUAUAUGUAUAUAUAUAGUAUUUGCAAUCCAGUUUUUGCAAGAUUUGUAGUUUCUUGUAGAAAAGCUCGAUUGUAGUAAAGUAAUAAGUAUUCCCUAGUGCUUUGCUUUGGCAACAUCUCUGGCUUUUCUCCAUUUAUUCCUAAGGGGCUGUCUGAGGCUGCUAAAGGGAGUANUUUUUUAAACUGAUGAAGCCAAUUAGCAAUGACUGAAGUUGGAUUUCCCUUGUUCUGCCACGGCAGUAUCUCGAGUGCAGGUCAUAAGUCUUCUGCAGCCCAAAGGGAUUCUGUUUGAUUUUUGUUUUCAUUAUAUCAGAAAGUGCUGCUUGUCCUGUGACUCUGAAUACUCAAGUGUUCUACAAACAGCAAAAUGUGCUUUGAAAGCUGCUUUUUAGGUUUUGAAUAUUCCCCAACCAAACAUAUAUUAUUUUUCUUCUUCUCUGUAUCAUUUGCAUAAGAAUAUGCAAUAUAUGUCAUUCCAAACUACCUUGUUUCAUUCUUAUGGGAUAAAAUAUCCUUGCAUAAAACAUUUAGAGUGAUCCAGAAUACAAUGUACAGUUAACCCCUAACCCCAAAAGACUUGUGGUUUUGCAGGCUUUCUGCCCAAGGUAUAGAGAAUUGAUAACAAAGAGUAAACACAGUGAGAAUGAAAUUGCAAAUGCCACCAAGCCUUGUCUGUUUUGUUUUUUUGUACCCUGGACCUGUCCAGAAUAACAUCCACAUUUCUCCAUUUCUUGCGGGGGAAGAAGAUGUCAAAACAUUUCAGGUAAUCUAGUAAAUCUUGAAGGAUUGGUGGACUAUACUAAGAAGCUUGUUUUUGUCUGAGGCUGAAGCUGUGAAGACCUGCUCAAUUUUGCUGAGUGUUUUUGGUGCCAUAAACAAGAUACUGUCAACUACCCUUCCUCAUCCUGGGAGUGAUCACCUGCUUCUUCAGGUUGAUGUGAACUGUUCUGUAACAAACGAGCAGCUGAUCUGGGCCCUGUCUGCCUCUGUUCCGUCUUAUUUGCCUGCUAGGAAAUGUGGAAGAUCUGCACGUUUGAACUGGCUUUCAAAAUAAAUUUUCCUCCCUCAGAGGCUCAGGUGAAGCAUCUCCCAAGAUGACCUACCUGAGAUUUGGGAGCUCACCAGAUGGGGAAUGAAGAGGGAGAACCAGUCGCUCCUUUUAGUCUAGCACACGCAUGCAGCAACUGCUAGUCCAAGCAAUAGCUCAACAUUAAUGUCCAUACACACAAAUGCUCUCUUAGUGCAGUUUUGAUACAAAACCAUGAUCAGUUUUGCACAUGUUUAUUCACCUACAAGCUAAGAAACCUAGUUUAAUCCAUCAAAAAUAACCAAGAAUUAUAAUAGUGCUUCUCAAAAUAUUUUUAUAUGGUUACUUUAAAGUAGUAUAAAUACUGACUUGUCAAUACUGUUACUGUCUAUUUCAGAUAUUUACUGCUUAUGCUCUUCAACUUGUAUUGCUGAAACAAUAAAAUAAAUAUUGGAUGCUUUUCA
Callorhinchus milii (elephant shark) is the source of this 6362-nucleotide messenger RNA. RefSeq names its product 3-ketodihydrosphingosine reductase (gene kdsr). The record is from RefSeq and is a predicted model, not a curated record. Gene Ontology annotation, molecular function: 3-dehydrosphinganine reductase activity. Bases 86 to 1153 code for a protein of 355 amino acids. Gene Ontology annotation, biological process: sphingolipid biosynthetic process. The transcript has 10 exons. Gene Ontology annotation, cellular component: endoplasmic reticulum membrane. Lineage: Eukaryota; Metazoa; Chordata; Chondrichthyes; Chimaeriformes; Callorhinchidae.